GCCGCCUAGGAAGGAAGUUUUUUUUACAUUUCUGCCGAUAGACCCCUUCUGAGAGGCAGACACACCGUGUCCAGCAACGUUAAACAGAAAAGAAGCCCAAAAUUAUUGAGCCAAGAUUCCUGAGUUGUUCACAGUAUGAGUAGCUGCUGCAUCUUUUGGCCCCGAGGAAUGAUGGAGACACCACUCCACAAGGCUCUACUGAAAAGGCAAGUGACCGCCAUUGUCUUUAUGUUACUAUUGUGGGAGGCAGGCAGUGCGACCAUUAAGUAUUCGGUUCUAGAGGAAACAGACAGGGGUUCUUUGGUGGGCAACCUAGCAAAAGAUUUGGGAUUGGGCUUAAGGGAUCUGGUCACCAGGGGCGCUCAGAUUCUUAACAAAGGGAACAAACAGCUCUUGCAGCUGGAACAGAAGAGUGGAAAUUUGGUUCUGAAAGAAAAAUUGGAUCGGGAGGAGUUAUGUGGGACCAUGGAGCCAUGCAUCCUACAUUUUCAGGUGUUACAAAGCCCAGUGCAAUUUAUUCAAGGGGAAAUACAGCUCCGAGAUGUUAACGAUCAUGCCCCAGAAUUCCUGCAAGAUGAAAUUCUCCUUAAAAUCGUGGAAAGCAGCCAUCCAGGGGCCAAGUUUCCAUUGAAAAUAGCUCAAGAUUUGGACGUGGGUAGCAACACGGUUCAGAACUAUACCAUCAGCAUCAACUCCUAUUUCCACCUUCUCACCCGCAAUCACAACGAUGGCAGGAAAUACCCUGAGCUGGUGCUGAACAACGCACUGGACAGGGAGAAGCAGGCAGAGGUUAGACUAACACUCACAGCUCAGGACGGUGGGUCACCCCCAAAGACUGGGACUACCCAGGUUCUCGUCAUGGUUCUGGACAUUAAUGACAAUGCCCCAGAAUUUGCCCAAGGGCUCUAUGAGGUGCAGGUACAAGGGGAACAGCCCCGUGGGCUCACUUGUCCUCACUGUGUCCAAAAAGAUUUAGACGCUGGGACAAAUGGGGAGCUGUCCUACUCUUUUCAAGCUUCAAAUCAAGUUCUUCAGGCUUUUGAAAUAAAUACAGACACCGGAGAAAUUAGAAUAGGAAAACCAUUGGACUUUGAGGAAAUUCAGUCUUAUCACAUGGAAAUCGAGGCCUCUGAUGGGGGAGGUCUUUCAGGAAAAUGCACGGUAGUAAUAGAUGUGACAGAUGUAAAUGACAACGCGCCUGCACUCAGCAUGUCAUUGCUUAUCAGUGACAUUCAGAAAAACGCUCCUGAAACUGUAGUGGCGAUCUUUGGAAUUUCAGAUCCAGACUCUGGAGAGAACGGGAAAAUGGUUUGCUCCAUCCAAGACCAUCUUCCCUUCCUCUUGAAACCUACUGAAGAACAUUUCUACACCUUGGUAACAGAAGGAGCUCUGGACAGAGAGAGCAGAGCUGAGUACAACAUCACCAUCACAGUCACCGACAUGGGCACACCCAGGCUCACAACCCAGUACACCAUAACAGUGCAGGUGUCCGAUGUCAACGACAACGCCCCCGCCUUCACACAAACCUCCUACACCCUGUUUGUCCAGGAGAACAACAGCCCCGCCCUGCACAUAGGCACCAUCAGCGCCACAGACUCAGACUCAGGCUCCAAUGCCCACAUCACCUACUCGCUGCUGCCCACCCACGACCCGCAGCUGGCCCUCUCCUCGCUCAUCUCCAUCAAUGCAGACAACGGACAGCUGUUUGCGCUCAGGGCUCUGGACUAUGAGUCCCUGCAGACCUUCGAGUUCCACGUGGGCGCCACUGACCAAGGUUCGCCUGCACUCAGCAGCCAGGCUUUGGUGCAUGUGCUUGUGCUGGAUGCUAACGACAAUGCGCCCUUCGUGCUCUACCCGUUGCAGAAUGCCUCUGCCUGCACUGAGCUGCUGCCCAGGGCGGCAGAGCCAGGCUACCUAGUCACCAAGGUGGUGGCAGUGGAUCGCGAUUCUGGCCAGAAUGCCUGGCUGUCAUUCCAACUACUCAAGGCCACAGAGCCAGGGCUGUUCAGCGUGUGGGCUCACAAUGGCGAGGUGCGCACCUCCAGGCUGCUGAGUGAGCGCGAUGCUCCCAAGCACAGGCUGCUGCUGCUGGUCAAAGACAAUGGCGAUCCUCAGAGGUCUGCCAGUGUCACUCUGCAUGUGCUGGUGGUGGAUGGCUUCUCUCAGCCCUACCUGCCUCUGCCCGAGGUGGCACAGGAACCCGCACACGACGAAGAUGCACUCACGCUGUAUCUGGUCAUUGCCUUGGCUUCUGUAUCUUCUAUCUUCCUCUUGUCUGUGCUGUUGUUCGUGGGUGUGAGGCUGUGCAGGAGGACCAGGGCGGCCUCUAUGGGUGGUUGCACAGUGCCUGAGCGACACUUUCCUAGCCACCUAGUGGAUGUCAGUGGGGCAGGAACCCUGUCCCAGAGCUACCAGUAUGAGGUGUGUCUGAUGGGAGGUACUGGGACAAAUGAAUUCAAAUUCCUGAAGCCGGUCAUCCCCAGUCUUCAACUUCACGAAACCAGUUCUAAUAUGCAAGAAAAGGAAAACUUUACGGAUAGUCUUGGAUUUAAUAUACAAUGAAAAUCUCCUUUAAAGUCUUAAU
Messenger RNA from Phodopus roborovskii (desert hamster), 2584 nucleotides. Its product is annotated as protocadherin beta-14-like. Gene Ontology annotation, cellular component: plasma membrane. Gene Ontology annotation, biological process: homophilic cell-cell adhesion. The record is from RefSeq and is a predicted model, not a curated record. Gene Ontology annotation, molecular function: calcium ion binding. NCBI's taxonomy places the organism in Eukaryota, Metazoa, Chordata, Mammalia, Rodentia, Cricetidae.